This is a messenger RNA of Coregonus sp. 'balchen', 9469 nucleotides long. NCBI's taxonomy places the organism in Eukaryota, Metazoa, Chordata, Actinopteri, Salmoniformes, Salmonidae. The record is from the annotation of a GenBank genome assembly.
AUGGGCUCCCCAGUGCGCUGUACUGCUGCUGUAGUCGUCUCACUACUGGGUCUCCUCUACUAUAGUCCCCCUGUAUUGGGCCAGGAGCUACAGGAGAGGGACGCUCUGUGCAACGAGGACGGCUGCUUCGUAGUCUACUUUCAGCGCAAGACCUUCCUGGACUCCUGGAGGAGUUGCAAGGAGAAGGGAGGCAAUCUGGCCACAGUCAAACUCCAGGAGGAGGCUGACACGAUCGCUGCUCUCUUCUCCAGCGUGGAGCUACGGAGCCCCAGAACCAUGGUCCGGGUGUGGAUCGGUCUCCAGAGACAGCCUCGUCAGUGUACCGCCUCUCGCCCUCUCCGUGGGUUCACCUGGACUACGGGUGACCAGGAUACCCAGUACACAAACUGGCUCAGGGGCGACACGCCCAGCACCUGUUCGGCCCCGCGCUGUGUGGUUAUGACCUAUGGCACAGCCGCCCACGAGCAGCAUGAUAAUUUUAAAUGGCUGGACGGCUCAUGUUCGGUGCCAGUGGAUGGUUACCUGUGCCGCUACACCUACAAGGGCAUGUGCCCGGCGGUUUGGAGAGAGGGGGGCGGCAACGCCCUCUAUAGUACCCCCUUCAGCCUCCUCAGUAGCCUCCUUACCCACGUGCCCUUUGGAUCUGUAGCCACGAUGCCCUGCCCGGGGCGCACCGAGGAGGAGCAGUCAGUGUUGUGUAUGCUGAGGGAGGAUGGCACUGUGGGGUGGUCCAGGGAGAUGCCCCUCUGCACCGACACCACAGAGAAGAGCUGGUGUGAUCAGGACAAUGGAGGGUGCGAGCAUUUCUGCCGGGAGGCCGGGGAACACUACUACUGUGAGUGCUCGGACGGCUUCCAGCUCGGUGACAAUGGGCAGACAUGUGGCGCUGUCGACCCGUGCCACAGUGCCCCCUGCGAGUUCGAAUGCCUUCCCCUGUCGGACGGCUACCGCUGCGCCUGCCCCGAAGGCUACAUGCUGGCCCCGGAUGAGCGUGGCUGCCUGGAUGUAGAUGAGUGCCUGCAGAGCCCCUGCGAGCAGCUGUGCGUCAACGCCCCGGGGACCUUCGAGUGCCGCUGCCGUGAGGGCUACCGGCCGGACGAGGAGGGCGAGUGUGAGGAUGUGGACGAGUGCAUGGAGGACCCAUGCGAGCACGCCUGCGAGAACACGCCUGGCUCCCACGUCUGCCACUGCCACCUGGGCUUCUCCCCCCUGCCCGAGGACCCCUCCCACUGCCAGGACACCGACGAGUGUCAGAUCCCUGGGACAUGUCAGCAGAUGUGUGUGAACUACGAGGGGGGCUUCGAGUGUUACUGCGAGGUGGGCUACGAGCUACUCUCUGACCACUUCUCAUGCAGGAAGAUAGGUGAGGGUGAGGACUCAACCACCGCAGCCACGCCCUCUUACCCCUGGGUCACCCGCCAACCCGGCCCCAAGUGGGACCCCCAGGAACCCGUGUACCACUGGACCCCCCAGCAGGCCAACACCGACUGGCCCCCGGAGGAGGAAGAGUCCCUGGACUGGCUCACAGACCCUCCCAGGCUGGAGAGUGACAUUAUCUGGGUCACCAGCGCACCCCAGGAGGAGCCAGUCCUAAACUACAACCCAUUCCUGGUCCCCCCCACGGAAGAGCCAGAGGUGGAGGAGGAAGAAGAGGAGGAGUAUACACCCGGCUGGGACAUCAUGAAUUGGAAUGCCCCAGCCAAGGUCCAGCCAGAGUUGGAACCCACGCCCAGUCUCUCUCCCAGCCCCACAUCCGACACAUCCCCCACCCCAACUCCCACACCUGACUGGUAUGAGGAGGAGGAGGAUGACGAAACCACUACCAGUCCCUCAGUCCUCCCCACCUCCACAAUCUCGGGAGGGGCAUGGAACUGGUUCUGGAUCAGUCCCACCACCUCCAGCCAGGAAGAAGGACUUACCAUGUGGCAGGAGCCAAUCACUGACCAGUACGUCCCCGCAUCCAACUAUGAUGAAGCUGAGGAGAAUGAGGAAGAGAGGGGAAUUGACGAUGAAUGGGUGAUAUCCCCCCCAGAGAUGGGCCAGGGUGAGAACCAGAAACAGCACACCCCCUCCCUGCCUCCUCCCCUGGCUCCCCAAACUCCCCUCACCCCCGACCAGAGCGUUAAAGAGGUGGAGGUGGAGGUGGAGGAUGAGAGGGGGCCGCCCCAGGAGGACGAGGUGGAGGGGGAUGAGAGGGGGCCGCCCCAGGAGGACGAGGUGGAGUGGGAGGAUGAGAGGGGGCCGCCCCAGGAGGACGAGGUGGAGGGGAAGGAUGAGAGGGGUCCACCCCAGGAGGACGAGGUGGAGGGGGAGGAUGAGAGUGGGCCGCCCCAGGAGGACGAGGUGGAGGGGGAGGAUGAGAGGGGGCCGCCCCAGGAGGACGAGGUGGAGGGGAAGGAUGAGAGGGGGCCGCCCCAGGAGGACGAGGUGGAGGGGAAGGAUGAGAGGGGGCCGCCCCAGGAGGACGAGGUGGAGGGGGAGGAUGAGAGGGGGCCGCCCCAGGAGGAUGAGAGCAGCCAGAAGCAGGAUGGUGUCAACUGGCUGCUGGUAGGCCUCCUGGUGCCACUCUGCAUCUUCAUCGUGGUGAUGGUGGCACUGGGCAUCAUCUACUGCACCCGCUGCGCCGUCACGCCACGCAACAAGUCCGCCACCGACUGCUACCAUUGGAUCUCCGGGGCACACGACAAGCAGGGCGCGCCCAAUCCCAGCAAGGGGAUGCAGUCACAUGUUUAAACAGACGAAUGAGGAAAGACUUGUACAUAAAUAAACUGUUUUAUAAAUAAGAGGAUAGGAAAUGAAGAAGGUGAGAGAGGACUUGGGUGGUUAUUUUACUGUUUAUUGCCUCCUCCCACCAUCACUCUGUUGCCGUCCUGUGACUCUGUGAACACUUGGAUGUUUCUGUGGAAUAUCGGUUGAAAGAGAAGAAAGAGGAAGCAAUACUAAAAGAACACUGAUCCUUUUCUUGGGGUGCUUUGACAUGUGGUAGAAAAAAAACGUAUUAUUGUUGCUUACACUGAUCUCACGGCACAAGGUAUAUGAUCACUAUAUGAUUGCACUAUAGGGUCAUAAUAGAAACCAUCCAUUGGGAUUGUUGUUGAAUACGUCAUCUGGUUAUAUUUACAGAUGCUGUGGGAAUAUACUGUUAAUAUAUCACCAGUGCCACCUGAAAGCCAAAGCCAAAGACCUAUACUGUAGCUUAUAGCAUUUUUGUAGUCAAUGAAAUCUGGGUGUCUGCAUCUUUCAAACAAACGCUCAGGUUUUAAUGCCCAAUUGAGCUCAUUUCCCAAAGUGUGGCAUCACAAAUGACUAUUUUUGUCAACUUCGUUAAAGAAGCAGUUUUUUAUUUACCUCAGAAGUUGGUGAAUGAAGGCGGUUGUGUUUCACGCCCCUUUGCAGGACAACAGGCAUUUCGGCAGUUGGACCAAACUAUGCAAGCAUGACUGUCAUGACGCUGUUGACGGUCAUGACCCUGUUGACUGUCAUGACCCUGUUGACGGUCAUGACCCUGUUGACGGUCAUGACGCUGUUGACGGUCAUGACGCUGUUGAGAAAAAGCAAUCACUUGGAUAUGACUUUUAUGCUUGUGCUUUUUUAAGUACCCGAACAAAUCAAUUCACACCGCAGACCAAAUUUGUUUUAUACAGUACGCGUGUAUAUAUGUGUUUGAUUGACUGUUUUUGUAUAUGUACUGUAUAGUUUGUAGCAAUGACGUUUCCAUAAAAUGUAUUAGUGUCAUGAUUCCUGAUUGAAUGAAGUGCCUUUUGUUACAUGUAGAACUCUUGAUAAUGUCAUGGAAUGUCUGUCUGUCUGAGGGGAUGGUUCCUUCCAUUCAACUUCAAUUGAACUAACUCUCCUAGUCCUCUCACCCAUAUUCCUCAUGUAGGUUAGAGUGCAGAUGUAAGAUGUGUUUGUAUUACAGACUGCCUGGACUGUAAUGGGGGUCACAGGCUACCGAUUGACUUCACCAUUGGCCUUGUUAGUGGACUUGUGAUCUUUCAAUCGCUCCCCAGUCCCAUGUCACAUAACUCUUUAGCACGUCCCACUCCCUCUUGUCACAGGCCUGCCCUUAACAUUCUAUGGACUUUAUUAAUAGCCAUGAUGGAACAGUACCAACAUUUAGGGUUUGAAGUCAAUGCACCUUCUAGCAACCUUUGACAGUAACUGCAGUCCCCAUUCAAAGGAUGGCUUGCACUCGUAAAUGACAGACAAUAAACAAUGACAGACAAUGAAAUCAAUCUAAGAUGUGCCUUCUGAUCUAAGGACUGUGAAAUGCUUUUUCAUUUUUGUUACCCAUUACGUUUUAAGUAAUUGCUAAUUAAAAUGUUACGAUAAGGGUUCUAUCGAUGUUCAUGUCUUGUGUUUUAAUGGUUCACGGUCCAAUCACUUCAUGAUGUAACGCUAUCUGCUUCAGGAGACAUGUUGAAAUCACAGUUUGAAAUGGAUUCCUUGUGCAGAGAGAGUAUAUGGAAGCAGCAGUAAGUCGAAGAGGCCCUAUUGGGUGUUUAAAUAAACACCUUAAGACGCCCUUCCGCGCUGAGAGGAGAGGCGGGAGGGUGUGUGAACGUAGGAAUACCACAGCUCUGCAACAAACACAACGUUUAGAAUCCGUCCAUCAAAGCCCAUAAGGGGUGGGAAAUUAUUCAUAAAAACUCUCCCACAACAAUCUCUCUUUAUUAGGCAACACCCGUCCCCAAUACCCAGGAAUUGUUUAUCAAAUCAAAUCAAAUUGUAUUUGUCACAUGCGCCGAAUACAACAGGUGCAGACUUUACCGUGAAAUGCUUUACUUAGGAGCCCUUUCCCAGCAAUGCAGAGUUCAAAAGUAAGAAAAUACGUGGUUAAUAAAAUACUCAUCUUAUCUUAAUAGGCAACACCAGUCUCCAAUACCCAGGCUGCGUUGUUUGUGCGUCAUCACAGCUGGCAGGGUCGGAUCCUUAUUGCAUAUUAACGGAAUGUGUUGAUCACGAUCAGACUGGGACUCAGUGUGGAGCUCUAAGGGGGGUCUAUUUGUGUUCAAUCUCUGAUCCAUCUGGUCAACUCUCACUGGAGGUCUGCUUCAUGGCACGCUGCUCCUCCACCAGAGGCUAUCUGAUGCCAUAGAGAUCACAGAGAUCUUUAUUCAUCUCUGUGCCACAGACUGCAGCCAGCCAAAGGCCUCCCUGCGAGGCUGGGCGGUGAUCGCUCACAGGGGAUAGAUGUGUCACUGACCACAGACAAUUUUUUUUAGUUAGUAUCUUUAUUCCUUUCUGUGCCACAGACAGAAUGCAGUCAAAGGACGCCCUGUAAGGUGAUCGCUCAUGGGCCGUUCUGUGUGUUCAGUGUCAGGUUUAGCCACUCAGACAGAGUGGGGUUGUGUUGCUAUAGGUUGUUAAGGGGCGCCUCAUUGAUGAUGUAAGCCCCAUAGGGACAGGUCUGGUCAGCAACUCUGUCUGCCUUCUGCCAUGCUCUGGAGCAUCUAUCGCUGAUCAGCUGAUUACGCAAUAGGAGUGCCGUCUGGUCAUUGAAUGGAUUGACGCACAAGAUUUAUAUAUCGCGAAACGGUGACAUCAGCAAUAUUUUGGCUUCUCCAUACGUAUGUUCCUGGUUGGCCAUCUCCGAAAGCAUGAGCGUAUCAGGGGAAGAGUGGUGCGCUGGAGCUUUGUCCGGCAAGUUGAGUAUUUAAUAGACCACAGAAAGGGGUUCUCAUUCCUUGGAGUACAUCACUGAAGUGAUGAGGAAAAGUUCAGGAUGGUAACUUCCAUUCGAUAGUCUGUAAUGCUGAAUACAAAUAUAAUACAAUCAGAAUACAAAUUGGCGUUAAAACAGUGUGAGUUAUUGAAAAAUGAUAAAGUAAAGUAUUUUUCACUAAAUUGUAAUCACACAUCAAAGUGGAGUAGAACGUAAGUCAAAUAAAAUAAAAUCAAAUAAACUGUUAUUUGUCACAUGCGCCGAAUACCUUACAGUGAAAUGCUAACUUACAAGCCCUUAACCAACAAUGCAGUUUUAAGAAAAAUAAGUGUUAAGAAAGUAUUUACUAAAUUAACUGAAGUUAAAAAAAUAAUAAUAAUAAUAAAAUAAAAAUUACAAAUAAUUAAAGAGCAACAAUAAAAUAACAGUAGCGAGGCUAUAUACAGGGGCUAGCGGUACAGAGUCAAUGUGUAAUAACAGUAGGGGGGCUAUAUACAGGGGCUAGCGGUACAGAGUCAAUGUGUAAUAACAGUAGCGAGGCUAUAUACAGGGGGUAGUGGUACUGAGUCAAUGUGUAAUAACAGUAGCGAGGCUAUAUACAGGGGCUAGCGGUACUGAGUCAAUGUGUAAUAACAGUAGGGAGGCUAUAUACAGGGGCUAGCGGUACAGAGUCAAUGUGUAAUAACAGUAGCGAGGCUAUAUACAGGGGGGUACCGGUACUGAGUCAAUGUGUAAUAACAGUAGGGGGGCUAUAUACAGGGGGCUAGCGGUACAGAGUCAAUGUGUAAUAACAGUAGGGGGGCUAUAUACAGGGGCUAGCGGUACAGAGUCCAAUGUGUAAUAACAGUAGCGAGGCUAUAUACAGGGGUGAGGUACUGAGUCAAUGUGUAAUAACAGUAGCGAGGGCUAUAUACAGGGGCUAGUUGUACUGAGUCAAUGUGUAAUAACAGUAGGGGGGCUAUGAUACAGGGGGCUAGCGGGUACUGAGUCAAUGUGUAAUAACAGUAGCAGGCUAUAUACAGGGGCUAGCGGUACUGAGUCAAUGUGUAAUAACAGUAAGGGCGGCCUGGAUACAGGGGGUUAGAUGGUAUGAUGUCAAUGUGUAAUAACAGUAGCGAGGCUUAUAUACAGGGGGCUAGCGGGUACUGAGUCAUGUGUAAUAACAGUAGCGAGGCUAUAUACAGGGGUAGUGGUACUGAGGUCAAUGUGUAAGAACAGUCUGUGGGGGGGCUAUAUUACAGGGGUGGACUGAGUCAAUGUGUAAUAACAGUAGCGGGCUAUAUAUACAGGGGCUAGCGGUACUGAGUCAAUGUGUAAUAACAGUAGGGGGGCUAUAUACAGGGGGUAGAGGUACAGAGUCAAUGUGAGGUGGCACAGGUUAGUUGAGGUAAUUGAGGUAAUAUGUACAUGUAGGUAGAGUUAUUAAAGUGACUAUGCAUAGAUAAUAAACAGAGAGUAGCAGCAGCCUAAAAAUGGGGGGGGGGGGUCAAUGCAAAUAGUCCGGGUAGCCAUUUGAUUAACUGUUCAGGAGGCUUGUGGCUUGGGGGUAGAAGCUGUUAAGAAGCCUUUUGGACCUAGACUUUGGACCCAGGCGCUCCGGUACCGCUUGCCGUGUAGUAGCAGAGAUAACAGUCUAUGACUAGGGUGGCUGGAGUCUUUGGCAGUUUUUAGGGCCUUCCUCUGACACCGCCUGGUAUAGAGGUCCUGGAUGGCAGGAAGCUUGGCUCGAGUGAUGUACUGGGCCGUACGCACUACCCUCUGUAGUGCCUUGCAGUCGGAGGCCAAGCAGUUGCCAUACCAGGCGGUGAUGCAACCAGUCAGGAUGCUCUCAAUGGUGCAGCUGUAUAACUUUUUGAGGAUCUGAGGACCCAUGCCAAAUCUUUUCAGUCCCUUAGGGGGAAUAGGUUUUGUCGUGCCCUCUUCACAACUGUCUUGGUGUGUUUGGACCAUGAUAGUUUGUUGGUGAUGUGGACACCAAGGAACUUGAAGCUCUCAACCUGCUCCACUACAGCCCCGUCGAUGAGAAUGGGGGCAUGCUCGGCCCUCCUUUCCUGUAGUCCACGAUCAUCUCCUUUGUCUUGAACACGUUGAGGGAGAGGUUGUUAUCCUGGCACCACACUGCCAGGUCUCUGACCUCCUCCUUAUAGGCUGUCUCAUCGUUGUCGGUGAUCAGUGGAACACAAAUUGAGAGUCCUAUUUUCCUUGUCUCUAACUGGUCGUUAUACCUGUCAAAACGUCAUAAGGGCGUUGUCCGCUUCCAAAAUGAAGUGAAAUCCAGACACACAUGCCCUCAACCAUGUUCAAAAAGGUAAAAACUUGCCAGUGUUAGUUUUUUUCAUAGCCUCAACCUUCGCAAAAAUAAUAAGAACUCCCAUUCAUGCUCUGACUGUUAAUGCACUGGCCUUGAGUUAUUGAAAUGUGAAGCUAUUUUCUGACUGAGGGAGAACCUGUAGCAUCAGUUUUCCUCAUUAUACAUUCCUAGGUCUUAAAGUGAAGUCAGAAAUGCAUUGAACAGAACACAGAGAAGGAUAGGUGCCAAAUAGGUAUGAGAGAGAAAUCACGAGCAUGUCUGUAUCUGUGUCUGUUUGUUUUCACACGCAGACUAUUGUUACAAAUUAAAGCCAUCACCAGCAAAUAAUACCAGACUCCUCCUUGAAUGGCCAGCUCUCCAUUUUCUUAAGUCACAUCAACAAACAUUUGAAGUCAGUUCAGAUGUAAUACGUGGCGUUUGUAUAAGUAGGGACGGCGAACGUUCAGGCAGCUGCACAGUCACUACAGAAGCUCUAGAUUGUGUUUGAUAGCAUUUUGUGUUUGUUAGCAUUUUGUGUUUGAUAGCAUUUUGUGUUUGAUAGCAUUUUGUGUUUGAUAGCGUUUUGUGUUUGAUAGCUUUUUGUGUUUGAUAGCAUUUUGUGUUUGAUAGCUUUUUUUACUCUCUAAAUAGUUAAAAGAGUGAGAACUAGAUGUAGUUGUUGCAAUAGUUAGUGAGUGGGCAACACUUUAUACUAUUCUCCCAAAUUAUUUUGCUCAGAUUCAAUUAUUUUACACUGCGCUAAUUUCAGUGUGGACAGUUUGUGUUACUACCAAAGCUCACAUUUUCAACUCACACAAUUGAGUGAAAUUAGACAUAAUUUUUUUACCUCAGAUUGGCGACAUUAAUAUAAAAAGGUUCUAGUCAUCAAGAAGACACUAAAUCGAUUGCUUUCCAGAGAUGGGCUUAACCCCCUCCUUCUCCUUCUCCUGUGCCUCCCCCUCCUCCACUCCAGACAUCUGACAGAGGAUCUGUCUCUCCGUCACUCCCUCAGUACUUUCCAGAGCUUUCCAUCAUGCUAUCCACCUCUGUUGCUGUUGUCUUGUGUUGUGUUAGGUUGAUGGGGUGAAGUAAUUAGGAAAGAAGUGAGUGAUUAUCGAUGGGAGCGUCGCUCUGUCUCACCCCCCUCUGAUCAAUGGCUGGUAAUUACAAAUCGUGCUCCUUCGCAGGGGAUUGUGUUGAAUCAAAUGGAUGGCGCCAGGAAUGACUCCCAGUGUAGUUGACUGUCUGGCUGUUUGACUGACUGGAUUUGACGGCCUCUGGCUGUUUGCGUUGAACAUACAUUGGGUUUCUGGUUGAUUGCCAGAUAGACCUUGAGGAAGUUUGUCUGGGGCUGGACCACGUGCGGUCCUCCAUACAGACACGCCAGUUCUUUGAGCAUCGUUCGCUCUGAUCAACGCUUGCCCAUGGCCUCGGGGGCUAAGCAGGGUUUCUUUAGUAAUGGCGGUCUGUCAGCACAUGUGGAGAAAUGUGCAAUACGGAAAUAUUUGGUCUAA